Myxozyma melibiosi is the source of this 1807-nucleotide messenger RNA. RefSeq names its product origin recognition complex subunit 5 C-terminus-domain-containing protein. Gene Ontology annotation, molecular function: DNA replication origin binding. Gene Ontology annotation, biological process: DNA replication initiation; DNA replication. Lineage: Eukaryota; Fungi; Ascomycota; Lipomycetes; Lipomycetales; Lipomycetaceae. Gene Ontology annotation, cellular component: nucleus; nuclear origin of replication recognition complex. Bases 85 to 1512 code for a protein of 475 amino acids. The transcript has 5 exons. The record is from RefSeq and is a predicted model, not a curated record.
UUCUCUCCCUGCGCGUUUGGAAAUUCAAAGUGAAAGGACGCGUCGAACUGUUAAGACAGUGCAGAGAAUAUUGAACUGUUUGGCAUGGGUGAAUUGAGCGCAGAGAAGCUGCUGGAGCUGGCGAGAGAGUAUCCGGCUCGGUAUUAUCAGUUUGAGCAGCUGAACAUAUUUCUAACCUCGGAUCCGGUAGCCAAUCCACUGUUUCUAUCCGUGACUGGCCAACUAUCGUCGGGGAAGACAUGUGUGCUGAAACGGUUCUUUAGGGAUACAGGGUACUCCCACUCCUGGAUCUCCGUCGACGAGUGUCUGAGCACACGAGUAGUUCUACAGCGAAUAACCGCCUCCCUGCGCGCCCUGAAACGGCGACCGACGACAACACAACUAAUAGAAGCCAACGACGUCGAGCCGAGCGCGUCUGACUACGGCGUGGCGUGUGGAUCGUUUGCGGCGUUCGUGGAGCAGGUCGAUGGGAUACUUGCCGAGCUGCGGUCUGAGCAGGCGCAUUUCGUCGUCUUGGAUAGGAUCGAUCAGAUGGGGGAGCCUGUUGAGGCGCUGUAUCAGUUUCUUACAAAAGUGGGCGAGAUGCUUCACCACGUUAACCUGACAUUUAUCCUCGUCAGCUCAGCAGGUAGCGAUCCCCGCAAAUCGCAAACGACUACAUACCCCCACAUCUUCUUCACCCCCUACACAAAACAAGAGACCACCGCCAUCCUCUGCUCCGAGCCACUCCCCCGGAUCCGCAAACUCCUUCCCCGCCGCGGGACGACCGCAUUCGCAAUCGAAGACGAGAAACUGUUCUCGCUCUGGGCUACGUACUGCCAGAUCAUCGUCGACACAUACUUCCCGCUCUACGGGCCCGACAUUGCGCAAUUCAAAGCCGUGAUGCGCAAGGCGUUUGCAAUCUACGCAAAGCCCGUUGUCGAGGGAGCCGUCGCCGUACCCGCGAGUUUAAACUCGGGCUGGUUCGAUCUGUAUCGACUGCAUCGGCCGCUGCUCUCGUCCGAGGAGUUGAUUUCAAAUUCCCUCUUUUUGCGCGUUCGCGGCAGCGGGGAGUCGGUGCAGCAGAAUGGGUACCACGAUAUGCCGAUUCUGUCAAAGUACCUGCUGUGCGCGGCAUACCUGGCCUCGUACAACAAGCCGAGACACGACGUCAAGCUGUUUUCGCGGAUCCGGAUUAUGCGAAAGCGGCCGCGGAACUCGUUUCACACUAAAUACAAGGAUAAGAUCAAUACGAGGAUAUUGGCGCCGUCGGCGUUUGAGUAUGAGCGAUUGCUGGCGAUUUUGAAGUGUAUCGUGCCAGAGCAGUAUGAUUCGACUAUAGAUAUCCAGACCCAGUUCGCGACCCUUGUCUCGCUGAAGAUGAUUGUGCGAUCAGGAGGCAUGGCGAGCGUGAGUCACCUUUCCGAUAUGCUCGAGUCGAAGAGUAGAUGGGCGGUUAAUGUAGCGUGGGACGUCGUGGUUGAGAUAUCGAGAGAGAUCAGGUUGCAGAUGGAUGGGUAUCUGAUGGACUAGCGGUGCUGCCGAAUUGAGUCAAGGGAUGGGCAGGGUUACAGAGAAGAUACAAUGACGAACGAUGAUUCUUGAUUAUCUUUUUAUGUGGGGAAUGCUGGUUAGUCCGUGACUUUUAUCGCGGGUGCUGUGGUGUGAGUCGAGUGCAUUGCGCGCGCAUGCGACGACUUCCGUCUUCCCCCGCAUGAGCACCAAGGUCAUCUACGACACCCGACUCAACCAGCUCUCCUUCUGUUUAUCAAUAACCUCUUCACACUACAAUAUCCCCAAACCAAACAGAAAUAAAAACAUGCUCUAG